Acanthosepion pharaonis is the source of this 828-nucleotide messenger RNA. Lineage: Eukaryota; Metazoa; Mollusca; Cephalopoda; Sepiida; Sepiidae. The record is from the annotation of a GenBank genome assembly.
AUGAUUUCUCUCUAUAGAAUUUGUGGGUCACGCCAGCUAGCUAGCUGUCUGUCUGUCUAUCUGCCUCUCUAUCGGUCUCACUCUGUUCCUCUUUCUCUCUCUACACCUCAUUUUUGUCUCUGUGACUUUCUAUUUCUCUCUUUCACUUUGCUAUCGCUUUCUUUUCUCUAUAACCUUCUCUUUGUUUUCACUAUCUAUCUAUCUAUCUAUCUAUCUAUCUAUCUAUCCCUGUUUGCGUAUCUAUCUAUCUAUCUAUCUAUCUAUCUAUCUAUCUAUCUAUCUAUCUAUCUAUUUAAACUAUAUAUGUGUCUAUCCGAUUUUCUAUCUCUCUUUUUAUCUAUUUCUCUCAAUCGCUGUCUGGCUGUCGAUCUGAUAAUCUAUCAAUCUAUCUGUCUCUCACUCUUUUUUUCUGUCUUCGUCUCUCUAUCAGUCUUUUUGUUCUCGUCUCUGUCUGUAUCUCGUUCUAUCAAUCUGCCUGUCUCUAAUUCUAUCAGCAUAUCUGCCUGUCUAUAUCUCGGUUUUCCUGUCUAUCAGCCUCUUUCUCUAUCACUCUGCCUGUUUAAUAGUUUAUUAGUGUUUGUCUGUUUGCCUCUUUCUGUCGACCUUUCUCUAUUUGUCGUCAUCACUCUCUUUCUGUCAAUGUCUCUUUCUGUCGCUGUCCUUUUCUGUCGCAUCUCUGUAUCUUUCUGUUGCAAUCACUUCCAGAUCAUUUGCUGUUGGUAUAUUUCCACAGAAAAAUUUACGUUGGACAAUGUAGAUCGCCGCACAUGGUGUUCAUUUGCUACAGAUCCGUGGGGCUCCAGUCUAUGUGAUAUGGAUGCCACAUAA